Messenger RNA from Schizosaccharomyces osmophilus, 1239 nucleotides. It is a transcript of the gene cig1, whose product is annotated as G1/S-specific B-type cyclin Cig1. The record is from RefSeq and is a predicted model, not a curated record. The coding region runs from base 1 to 1239 and encodes 412 amino acids. NCBI's taxonomy places the organism in Eukaryota, Fungi, Ascomycota, Schizosaccharomycetes, Schizosaccharomycetales, Schizosaccharomycetaceae. Gene Ontology annotation, cellular component: nucleus; cyclin-dependent protein kinase holoenzyme complex; centrosome. The transcript has a single exon. Gene Ontology annotation, molecular function: cyclin-dependent protein serine/threonine kinase regulator activity. Gene Ontology annotation, biological process: mitotic cell cycle phase transition; regulation of cyclin-dependent protein serine/threonine kinase activity.
AUGGAAGCUUCAAGCAGAGUCAAUGCUCAUGAAUUCGCUACAGAUGAAAAUCAACGAGAAUCUUUCGCGUUUAAUGGAAAAGACAGGAUCCUUAAUCGAUCGCCUUUAAGAGCUCCUCUGAAGUCUGUGGAGAACAUUUCUCAUGGAGCUUUACAAUCUACCUACAUCGACACAGGUCGCUUCCUAACGUCCCCCGCCAGCUCAGAAGAAAAUCAUGUUUUUCAAGAUGAAAAAGAAUUAAGUAAUGUUUUGGUGAACUCAGUACCUGAGGAUUCAUUUUCUGACCAAAAGAACACAUCUCUCGAUAUUUUUGAAGAAACCCUUGAUUCAGACCCCCUUGAAGCCACCGAGUCUUCACAUGUUGCGAUUCCUUUAUUCACGGAGGUAGACGUUUGUUUGCUCUCUCAAGCUUCAGAAUACAUUAAGGCACAUCCUUCCAAGGAAGAUGACGAUCAAGAUCCAUCGAUGGUUUCCGAUUAUGAAACCGAUAUAUUUGGGUACAUGCGAGAAUUAGAAAGGAAUUUGGCUCCAUCCCCUUCGUAUAUGUCUAUUCAACAUGAAAUAGAUUGGCCGACUAGGCAUUUGUUGGUUGAUUGGAUAAUUCAAGUCCAUCAAUACUUUCGACUUCUUCCAGAGACGUUAUAUCUAACAGUGAACUUAAUUGACAGAUUUCUUUCCACAAAGGUUGUUUCUUUUCAAAAGAUACAAUUGGUGGGUCUUUCCGCAUUAUUGAUUUCCUUUAAGUAUGAGGAGAUUCAUCCUCCAACUAUCUAUCAUUUAGGAAAAUUUGUAGAAGGAGUCUACGAAAUUGAAGAAAUUAUUCGUGCAGAAAGAUACAUGCUGAUGCUACUGAACUUCGAGUUAAGUUGGCCGGGACCCAUGUCUUUUCUACGAAGAAUCAGUAGGGCUGAUUCCUAUCAAUACGAUAUUCGAUCUCUAGCAAAAUAUUUGAUGGAACUGACGUUAAUGGAUGAAAUGUUUGUAGGAGGAUAUCCCAGUGCCAUAGCAGCUGCUUCUUAUUACUUGUCCAUGCAGAUGUUAGGAUAUACUACAUGGACUUUGCAUCAUAUUUAUUACAGUGGACUCACUGCUCGACAACUGGAGCCUUGUGCGUUAGGGAUCAUGGAAUGUAUUUUGGAUGCUCCAAACCAUCACAGCUCUAUCUUUCAAAAGUACAGUGAAACUAGAAUGAAACGCAUUAGCGUUUUUGCUUACAAUUGGGUGUCUAGUAUUCUAUAA